GAUAAGUGAAGAUUGUGAAAGCGGGAGUCAUGAGGGACUUAGAAAUUGGGAACAACCUGAGAAUCGUGAGAUAGAAAGCUUUAGCGAACAUGAAACUUACCGUAAUGUUUCAUCUGAUGAAGAUACGGAGAUGGACAUUGAAGAUGAUGAAAUGGAUGCUCAGGUUAAUUCGGUAGAUGCGUGGCAAACUUUGGUGGACCAGUGGCUGUUUUUGAUUAAUGAUGAGGACGAUGAUUCUAGAGUAAAUAAUCCAGUUAGCAUAAACAGUCAGGAAGGAGUCGAAAUGUUAUAUCAGUUACCGGUGCACCUCGCGGUUGACCAAGCUUCGAAAUGGCAUCUUUCUGAGAUUUUUACGGAUCAAUUGGAU
This is a messenger RNA of Acaulospora morrowiae, 367 nucleotides long. Lineage: Eukaryota; Fungi; Glomeromycota; Glomeromycetes; Diversisporales; Acaulosporaceae. The record is from the annotation of a GenBank genome assembly.